GUACGACAAAUUUCAGCACUCACGACUUACAUCAACCCGAAUCCUUGUUCACUACCUCCAGAGCCGUAACCACAUAGAAGGUCAAAAUGGACAGAUACGCAGAGACCACCGUCACUACCGAAUACGACUCUGCGGAUAGCGAUGCCAGCUAUCCCACCGAUGAUCUUGAGGGGUACUACGAGCAUGACCAUCAUGGUAGCCGUAGAAGGCGUCCCGAGGUAGCGAGAAGUGGAAGGAAGUCUUUCAAGGAGCCAAGUCCCCACAGAAGGAGGUCACCAAGGAGUAAGCUCCGUGGUAGAAUGCAUUGUGGCUGCGGUGCUGAAGCCGUGGUGGAACUGUCUGUCGACGACACUCUGGAUUCUGAAAACGACAACGGCACAGUGUCUGACCACGAGGAUAAGCGUUCACGCUCUUACACAUGUCAUCACACGCGGCAAGCUUCCAUGACCACGGAAAGGCCCAGAAGAUCAAUCUCAAGAGAGGUCGAACCAAAAGUCAACAAAAAGGAUAAAGCCCCCAGGAGGACAGUGGAUCCGUACAUCGAAGAGUACCCGGAUGAGCCAAACCAGCCUGUGACGCCUGUACGGGAUUACAAGGCCCGUGAUCGACGAUUCUCAACAUCUGACUCCAAGAGGUCUUCUCGCAGCAUGGAAGAGCCAUCAUCGACAAUCUCGACUCGUUCGCGGGCUGGAACCAUUACCUCUGACUCAAAGAGACUGUCACGAGAAAUGGAGGAACCUGUGGUACCUGUUUCAGCUCGUUACCAUCGUGGCCCUUCAAUUUCUGAUACAAGAAGACUCUCCCGGGAUGUGGAAGGACGCAUGCGUUCCAAUUCGAGGCGCCCUCAGCGCGGAACCUCAAGAUCGGACACUAAAAGGUUAUCACGGGAACUGGAAGACCGUGGCGGCUCAACCGUGUCCAGUCGCUCCCGAGGCGGCUCUUUGACCUCUGAUACAACGAGGUUUUCUCGAGAUAUCGAAGAUCGUGUGUCAUCUGUCUCGGGUCGCUACCAAAGAGGUACCCCUGUCACCGAGAAACGCCGAUCAGAAGGCGGUUCAUCCGUGUCAUCCAGACUAUCGAGACAAACUGCGACGUCAACUGCCUCGCCUCAAGAUCACCCGAGAAGGUACUCUGAGCUUGCUGAGCCACGUCGCUUUGUUGAUCCACUUUCGGAUUCUGAGCAGGAAAGCACAAUCUCGAAGCGUACCGAAUCCACCAUAGGCCGCUCGCGAUACGAAUCGUCAGCUAGAGAUGUACCCAGAAGUAUGGCUCGAAGGGGUUCAUCGAGAGCUGGGCAGCCGCCUUCUCUCCAAUACUCGUCAACCUGGCCCAUGCGGGCACCAGGACUUCACCCAGAUGGCGACCAGUCCUCUCAUGGACGUCACUACGACAGCACCGAAGACAGCGACUAUGACUUCAUCAACGACCCGCGGUUUGAUCCCGUCACCCACCGGAUCAUUCGACCAAGCCCUCCGCGUGCGCCUUCACCACCUCGCGCCCCUACCCCUCCUAAUAUUAGCACUGACGAUGAGCCCGAGAUCGAUGAGUACCCAAGAAGAUCACGGGCGCCUCGCGAACCUAAGGAGUCCAGAGGCCCAAGGUUGAAGACAAUCCUCAGCAAGGCCAGCCUUAACGCCUUGAACAAUGAAACUCGAACGUCCACCGCUACUGAUCUCUGUGAAGUCUGGAGAGCUCAUCCGGAGGACUGGGAGUCCCCUUAUUCUUCCGUCCACCUUGGAAAUGCAGGUGAUGAGAGACCGGAAUCUAACAACGAGCCGAUGAUGAUGUUGGAACUCGAGGACAUCGAGGAUGAAAAGCCUGGUAUGGCGCUGGAACUUGCUUCCAAAUUUCCGCCAGCGAAGGAGUCUGAGACUGUCACAAGCGAGCCCACCUAUUCGCGUGGCUCAUCUCCCGUGUACGGCAGCCAAAAUCCGCGGUCCACGACGGAUACCAUCAACACAGAUCUGAUGGCAUUGAAUCUGUCCCCUGCUACGCCUACGCAUUCUAGACCACCUUCCAGACCGCCCUCGAGAUGGAGCACCACAGGGGCUUACGAGUUCCCAUUGACUCCGCCUUCGAGAAGCAUGUCGCCAUUAUUUCACACUUGGAGGAACAGGGAUCGGUUGCCUUCUAAGCUCGACGAGAAUGUGACAUCUGAUUACGAGGGCUGGGGCAGCAGUAGGGAGCCGAGGAGUAUGUUGACUGCAGAUUAUCAAAGCAGUGUAGCCAGUGGGUGGUAGAAGGUUGUGCCGCAUAUAUCGGCGCGUCGGCGAGACUGCAACCAGAUCAUGAGUGAGCAUUUCCUUGGAGUUUCAUGAGCAUUUGGAUAUUUGCUGCUGGUCAAGGUUGAAUAUGUCAAACAAUUGUCUGUGAUCGUUCGUUUACAAGGGCACCGUACGUUACCUAGUCUGCAUUUCGGCUACGAGUCUGUCAUUCAUCGAUGAGGUUGGGUGCUUUUGUCCUGUCAUCACUCAGUCUACUGUUGAAUUUUGAGGUGGCCCGUAUUUCCAGAGAAUGUCGUUGCGAGAUGAUAUCAUA
Molecule: messenger RNA, 2538 nt
Organism: Neurospora tetraspora
Lineage: Eukaryota; Fungi; Ascomycota; Sordariomycetes; Sordariales; Sordariaceae
Exons: 3
Coding region: 87-2240 (717 amino acids)
Source: RefSeq, a predicted model, not a curated record